GUUCAAACUUGAAGCAGAGCCCAUCCAUCAUCCGGCCAUCGUGGUCCUGGACGCUCCGGCUGAUCUGCGAGCGCACCUACCCCAGGAACCAGUCCACGUUCGUUGGCAUUGUUCAUCACGUCGCAGCAGCUCCCCCAUUGGCUCCGCGUGCUGCGUAACUGUGCGCGAACCGGCGGCGGGAGAUGGGUGCGGUGGAGGAGCUCGUGGCGAGGGCGGGCGGGUGCGCGGUGAUCGACGGCGGCUUCGCCACGCAGCUGGAGGCGCUCGGCGCCGACAUCAACGACCCGCUCUGGAGCGCCGCAUGCCUCAUCGCCAGGCCGCACCUCGUCAAGGAGGUUCAUAUGCAGUACCUUGAAGCAGGUGCUGACGUCAUCAUUUCAUCAUCCUACCAGGCAACGAUCCCAGGGUUCCUAGCCAAAGGAAUGUCUCUGGAUGAGGCUGAAGACUUACUGCGAACAAGUGUAAAACUGGCCCUGGAAGCACGGGACGAAUUCUGGAAGUCCACACUGAGGAAGUCGAAGCCUAUUUACAACCGUGCCCUAGUCGCUGCAUCCAUCGGAAGCUAUGGAGCCUAUCUCGCUGAUGGAUCAGAGUACAGUGGAUCAUAUGGAGCUGACAUCACAAUUGAGAAACUGAAGGACUUCCACAGGCGCCGGUUGCAGGUCCUUGCAGGUGCUGGCCCUGACCUGAUUGCAUUUGAGGCCAUUCCUAAUAAAAUGGAGGCACAGGCAUUGGUUGAGCUUCUAGACGAGGAGAACAUCCAGGUCCCAUCUUGGAUCUGCUUCAGCUCCGUGGACGGCAAGCACCUGUGCUCUAGGGAAAGCUUCGCAGACUGCCUUCAGAUUCUGAACGCGAGCGAGAAGGUUGCUGUUGUAGGAGUGAACUGCACGCCGCCUCAAUUCAUCGAGGGCAUCAUAGGCGAGUUCAGGAAGCAAACAAAGAAGGCGAUUGCUGUCUACCCGAACAGCGGCGAGGUUUGGGACGGGAGAGCAAAGAGGUGGCUGCCGGCCGAGUGUUUGGGUCACAAGAGCUUCGACGCGCUCGCCAAGAGAUGGCAGGAGGCCGGGGCCAGCCUCAUCGGAGGAUGCUGCCGGACCACGCCUUCGACUAUUCGGGCCGUUUCCAAGAUCCUCAAAGGCAGGACGGGGCAUUGAUUUCUUCAGAAUUGAGAUUGAGAUUCUACAUUAUGCUGCCGGAAUAAAAUUCAAAAUAUAAAUUUCUGCAGUUAUCUUCUCCCCCAUUCAAUUUUGAACUCAUCGCGUGAACGUUUAAAUAUAAUUUGGCAGUGCAAAACGUAACGGUUUACACUGUUGACGAGUAGUGUUUACCCAGAAAUCUAGCUACGGUCGUAACAGAGUUGAUGUUGUUUGGAUAUGAUGCUCUUCACCAAAUUAAGAUUAUCAGACUGCCGGAA
Panicum hallii is the source of this 1414-nucleotide messenger RNA. RefSeq names its product homocysteine S-methyltransferase 1. Gene Ontology annotation, molecular function: zinc ion binding; S-adenosylmethionine-homocysteine S-methyltransferase activity. NCBI's taxonomy places the organism in Eukaryota, Viridiplantae, Streptophyta, Magnoliopsida, Poales, Poaceae. Gene Ontology annotation, biological process: S-methylmethionine cycle. The record is from RefSeq and is a predicted model, not a curated record. The transcript has 8 exons. The coding region runs from base 183 to 1154 and encodes 323 amino acids.